Eremothecium sinecaudum is the source of this 1209-nucleotide messenger RNA. RefSeq names its product diphosphomevalonate decarboxylase MVD1 (gene MVD1). The coding region runs from base 1 to 1209 and encodes 402 amino acids. Gene Ontology annotation, molecular function: ATP binding; diphosphomevalonate decarboxylase activity. Gene Ontology annotation, biological process: isopentenyl diphosphate biosynthetic process, mevalonate pathway; isoprenoid biosynthetic process. The transcript has 2 exons. Lineage: Eukaryota; Fungi; Ascomycota; Saccharomycetes; Saccharomycetales; Saccharomycetaceae. The record is from RefSeq and is a predicted model, not a curated record. Gene Ontology annotation, cellular component: cytosol.
AUGUCAAUUCAUAUUGCGUCUACUACCGCACCAGUUAACAUUGCUACCCUCAAGUACUGGGGAAAGAGAGAUACAGCCUUAAACCUUCCUACGAACAGCUCGAUUUCCGUCACGCUUGCUCAAGACGACCUUCGCACACUCACUACUGCUGCCACCAGCGAAGAAUUCCCAGAAGAUAAACUAUGGUUAAAUGGCAAGGAAGAAUCCCUCCAAAACCCAAGAACCCAGAGCUGCUUGAAAGACCUUCGCGACCUCAGAAAGCAGCUCGAAGAAGCCGAUCCCUCACUUCCCCCAUUUUCAAAGUGGAAGCUUCACAUCGUGUCCGAGAACAAUUUCCCAACCGCUGCCGGCCUCGCCUCCUCCGCUGCCGGUUUUGCCGCCCUAAUUAUGUCCAUUGCUAAACUAUACAAGCUUCCACAAGACGCAUCAGAACUAUCUAAAAUUGCCCGUAAGGGCUCUGGAUCCGCAUGUAGAUCACUAUUUGGCGGUUACGUAGCUUGGGAAAUGGGGUCUAACACCGACGGCUCCGACAGUAAAGCUGUGCAGAUUGCAGAUGUUGACCACUGGCCGGAUAUCAAGGCAAUCGUACUUGUUGUUAGUGCUGAUAAGAAAGAUACGCCAUCGACAAGUGGUAUGCAAGCUACGGUUGCUACAUCCGAGCUAUUUCAACACAGAAUUCACAAUGUUGUUCCUAAACGAUUCCAAGAAAUGAAAACUGCAAUCUUAAAUAAGGACUUUGCAGCAUUUGCAGAUCUAACCAUGAAGGACUCGAACAGUUUCCACGCGACAUGUUUAGAUUCCUACCCGCCCAUUUUCUACAUGAACGACACAUCAAGAAAGAUUGUUAAACUAUGCCAUGAAAUUAACCAGUUUUACAAUGAAACCAUUGUAGCGUAUACCUACGACGCCGGCCCAAACGCCGUCUUGUAUUACUUGAAAGAGAACGAAGAUAAGCUGUUUACUAUUUUAUACAAAAUAUUCGGAAACAAUAGCGGCUGGGAAAGUAAAUUAACGCCACAAAAACAAAACUUCCUUAUUGAGCAAUACAACGAGAUCAAGAGCCAAUUAGACGACAACAUUUCUAAAAUGGUCGACGCGGGACUCAAUGAGUAUAUUACAAGAGUAAUUUUGACGAAAGUCGGGGCAGGGCCACAAGAAACCUCCGAGUCAUUAAUCAAUGAUUUAACAGGCCUACCAAUAGUCGAAUAA